UUUCCGCUGAAGCUGGGUUUAAUAAUAUCUGUCUUUUAUUCAGCCGCAACAACGAGUCUAAAUCCUAGAGAUUCUAAAGAAUAGCUUAACUUUAAGGAAAUAGAUUAGUUGACACACAGACCUAGCAUGGCCUACCCACUGUAUCCAAGUUCUGUGCCAAGAACUGCUGAUGAAUUUCUCUCAAAAGUGGAACUCUUCAUUGAAUGCAAGAACCUGCUAAACCGUGAUGUCAUGUCUAAAUCUGACCCCUGUGCUGUUUUGUACAUGUCCAGGAAAGGUGGUCAGAUGGAUGAGAUUGGGAGAACAGAAAAUGUCAAAAACUGUUUGGACCCCAGAUUUUCAACAUCCAUCAAAGUGAAUUAUUAUUUUGAAGAAGUGCAAAAGAUAAAAAUUGCCAUCUAUGAUGUGGACAACAAAACUUACACCCUCUCUGAUGAUGAUUUUCUGGGCCAGGUAGAAUGCACUUUAGGGCAGCUUGUGUCUAAUAGCCCAUACAUGAAGCCUCUGUUGUUGAAAGAUGGUGCAAAAGCUGGAAUGGGAAUGAUCACUGUGAGAGCAGAUGAGGUUAAGGAAGGGGGAGAGGUGGCACAGAUUAUGUUUAAGGCAAAGAAGCUGGACAACAAGGAUUUCAUGGGAAAGUCGGAUCCAUACUUAGAAAUUCAGAAACCAACUGUUGAUGGUGGCUGGCAGGUUAUUCAUCGCACUGAGGUGGUGAAGAAUAACCUCAACCCUUCAUGGCGACCAAUCAGCAUACCUGUUCACAGCCUGUGUGGGGGCAACAAGCAGCAGCAGAUCAAGAUUGAUUGUUAUGACUGGGACAGUGAUGGGUCCAAUGACUACAUAGGUGGCUUUACAACUACACUGGAAGAAAUGAUGAAAUCUUCUGCUGGGGAGAUUUCGUUCCCUUGCAUCAAUCCGAGCAAAAAAGCCAAGAAGAAAUCUUACACCAACUCAGGUGUCAUUUUUGUUACAUCUUGUCAGAUAGUGAAAGAGCAUACAUUUUUGGAAUUUAUUUUUGGUGGAAUGCAAAUAAACUUCACUGUAGGAAUUGACUUCACAGCUUCCAAUGGCAAUCCCUCACAGUCUACCUCUCUUCAUUACAUUAACCCUUAUGCUCCAAAUGAAUACAUGUCAGCAAUAAGAGCAGUUGGUGAUGUCUGCCAAGAUUAUGACACAGACAAACUUUUCCCUGCCCUGGGAUUUGGGGCCAUUAUUCCACCAGCUACACAAGUUUCACAUGAAUUUGCUAUAAACUUCAAUGCCCAGAAUCCUUUCUGUGCUGGAAUUGAUGGUGUACUGGCUGCCUACACCAACUGUAUCCAGUAUGUUCAGCUCUAUGGUCCAACCAUUGUCUCACCAAUCAUCAACCAUGUUGCCAAAUUUGCCAGCGCAGCCCAGAUGGAGGAACACAACAAGGGGGCCCAUGCCUAUUAUGUACUGCUCCUUCUGACUGACGGUGUGCUGAGUGACAUGGGUGACACAAGGAAUGCCAUUGUACAGGCCAGCAAACUGCCAAUGUCUCUCAUCGUUGUUGGUGUAGGUGCUGCAGAUUUCACUGACAUGAAUGAGCUGGAUGGGGACAACGGUGUCCUGAAGUCUCCCUCGGGGGAACCUGCCAAAAGGGACAUUGUUCAGUUUGUGCCUUUCAGAGAGUUUAAACAGAGUACUCCAGCUGAACUGGCACGCCAUGUGCUGGCAGAGGUACCUAAGCAAGUAACUGCCUACUACAAGAUGCGAGGACUCAAACCCAACCAACCCCGCCAGACACCUGUCAUACCACCGGUUACACAAUAAGUAUUCAAGUACGGUAUUUUCUGGCAUACUCCCCCUAAAACUUUUCCCAUUAAAAUAUUGUAUUUGGGAUAUACUUGCCCUAUAAUACCUGGCACAUAGAUGCUUUCCUUCCCCCAACUUUUGAAAAGAAUUUCUUGUAUUAAAAUUCAUUGUAUAUGCCAGAAAAUACAGAAAAUAAUUGCACCAAAAAAAUUGUGGUACCACAUUUUCAGUAUAAGCUAGUUUAAGAAAGUUGUGUUAGAGCUGUCUAAUUUUUGUGUGUCUAAAACUCAUGUGAUAAUGUUACCUGUUGUAUAUACAUUUGAUUAUUAGACCGUGAAUAUUUGUCUUUAACUUGUGACCAAUAGAUAUUAUCCAUUUCCAUCAACUUAAUUUUUUUUUGCACAUAAACAUUAUUUCCUUUCUAUCUUUCUCUUACUAGAAAUCACUUUCUAGUUUAUUAGCAAUAGUUGUUCUCUUAAGAAAGGUUUUUAUACAAAGCAAGUUUAACAAUUCUAGAACACACUGUAUGCAAUUUUGAUUUGUAAUUGUGAUAAAUUUUUUAUGGUGAAAAUAUUUUAAUUGAUGUGUUACAGACAAUGACUGGUUUUUUUUAAAAUAAAUUUUGUGAUUUCCUUUAAUUAUUAACUUAAUUGAACUUAAUUAUAAUAAAUCUCUGUGGUAAUCAGUUUUUUUUACAUAACUGAAUGAUUUUUAUAAAUAAAUAUCUUUAGCAUGAAAGAUUUUAAGUUUGAUUUCUUUGAAUUUUACAUUAGAUAUUCAUUUUUCAAGCUGACAGUCCUUAUUUAUUAAUCAAAACAUGAUAAUAUUAUACACAUACACACCAAUUCUGUUAGCCACUUUAGAAAAAGAAAUAUGCAAUACAAACAACUAUAGUCAGCAAAUUAAAUUUAUUUCCUAAAGGAGUUUGUUUAGGAACAGUUAUAUACAGUAAAAUUCUCUUCAACUGAUGGGAGGCACACAUGUUAACAUUAAUUGUUUUAUUACACUUUAAACAAUGUAUCACCAUUAGUUGUACUGUAAUAUAGAUUUUUUUGUAAUGUUUUGUUGUUAUAUUACGUUGUCAAAAAAACUUAUUGUACUUCAGUUAUCUGCUGUUGUAGAGGGUUGCUUGGGGAAUAGAUUAACCAUCAUUUUUGUGCUACAUCAAGUGUAAGGUGCUGUCACCUUCAUUUAUUGCUUUAGUCCUCAUUUAUAUUUUGUUGCUAUUUAUUAUUUUAUUAUCUGUAUUGAUUAUUUUGAUACAAGUAGCUUUUUUAUUUUUGUAAACAUAUAUUUGAUUUUAGCUGUAAAUUUUUGUUUUUGAUUGUCUUACAUAAUUUUUGUUUAUCUGAAAUUGUUGUGACCAACCAGUUCAGACCAGUUAAAGUUUUACUUAACAUUUCUUGCUCAGGUGUACAAUGUUUAAAAGGCUCAAUGUAAUCAAUUAAUUUAAAAUGUGAGCAUUGGUUUAUGAAUUUUAUGUAAGGCAGUUUUCCUAAACUUGUUAGUGACAUUUUCAGAUACAGUUUUAUUUUUAAUUAUAAAUAAACUAUAACUUCCAGGUGUAGUUUAUUGGCUUUAAUUUAAUAAAAUACUUAUCUUCAUGUAGUAUUUAGCUCUUGCUCGUACUUAUUUAUUAUAAACCAGUUUUUGAGAACUUUUUAAGUUUUUCGAUUUUUCUAAAACUGGUUUAGCCCAAAUCACUUCCUAAGUUAUAUUGAAUUUUCUCUUUGCAUUUUUGUCACUAACAGGUUUGGGAAAACAACUCUUCAGUUGUUUUUUUUACAGUUGUGAUUUCUAACUUUUGAAAAAUAAGUCACUUUACAUUCCUUUAAUUACUCAUGUAGUAGUUUCUUUACCAUUUCAGCUGAUGCAUUGUUGGUAUAUACCACGGGCUAGUCAGUCAAUUGACAAUCUGUGACCUGACAAUGUUGUUUUUUAAUUUACUAAAUAUAAUGCAUAUAACAAAAAAUACAUACUGUUUAUUUGAUACAUUUUUUAAAGAUGUUUUCUUCUACUAAACUAAGUCUCUGUAGUGGUAGUUAUGUUUUAUUUCCUCAUUCAUAACAGCUCUAUUUUAGACCAUCUCUUGCUGGAUAUUAGCAACAAAAAAAGUUUUUUCAUAUAUUUUUUGAUAGAAUCUUUAAACCAUUUUCUUAUUCAAUACUGUAGAGCAUUUUGUUACUCUUAAACUUCUACUUAAAGAACUUACUAGUAAAUCUACUUUUUUUAAGGUCAGUAGUUUAUUUUUAUCUUUCUUGUACCUUUGUAUGUUGCUAGCUUUCAUAAUGUAAUUUAUUUUGCUUUUUAAAGAAAUUGAUUAGUAACUGAAUGUACACAUGUUUUUGGUGUUUUCAUUCUGUUCAUUAGUUCAACUUUUUAAUAUCACGACAAAUUUAGAUAUUUUCUUUAAAAACCCUAGUAGUAUAGAGGAUCUGCUACAUAAUCACUUUGCCAACUUAAUUUUGCAAACUAUUUACAAUUAUUUGUAUCUUUCGCAAAUACAGCUGUCAUGUUGAAAUGUGUAACCUCUUGCCAUUUUAGAGAUUUUUCCAUAUAUUUCUUAUAUAUUUUUAUACCUUUUGCUGUACUAAGUUUAAAAAAAAAAUUUAAAAAACACAGAAACAAAUACUGUCAAAGCAAUCUACUAAUGUAGUACUAUAGUACUAUUUUUGUAGAUAAAAUAAUUAUUUGCUUCAAACAUAAGUAUAAUUAUUGGUACCUUAGCCUGAAUUUUAAAAAUAUAUUAAUUUAAUUUAAAAUGUCACAUUUUUCUUUUUUUACAAAAAAUAAAUUUUAGUCCACUAUCAAAUAACAUUUGCAAAUUUAUUGUUCAUAAAACACCCUACAAAAUAUGCAAUCUUUUAAAAAAGACAGUACUUUCAUAAACCUGUCUAAGAAUGUGGUCCCUUAAUUCAGCUGCUAUAAACACACUAAACCUGUAACAUUGUGGAUAUGAUUCAACUGCUAUAACAUUAACAUGUUACCUUAUACGUUGUUCUGUUGUUUCAAGGUAUUAUGUAUCCAGUUUUUGCUAAAUGGUCAUGUGCUAUAUUCAUAUAUAUAUAUAUAGAUAGAUAGUUAGGUAUUUUUCUUAAAGUAGUAUCUCUUUAAUGCUGGUUACCUUUAAAGCAUAUUUUUUUUCAUUUUCUCUUUUUAUAUAUUACUCUUUAAAAUGUUUCCAACAUGUUUUACAAAUAAAUAAAAUGCAAUGUAAUAAACCUGAUGCAUAUUUCUCUGUUGUUGAAAUCCAAUCACCAGUAAAGUUCAGCACUUGAAAUAAUGGCUUCCAGCUGGUUUAUUUGGUUCCACUAGCUAAAGGUGUUCAGCAAAAGCAACCAUGGACCAGAUUUAUUUUUAAUCUCAAUUCUAGGUGGUUAUCUCCCCUUCCAGAUCUGCUCUCAUAUCAGUGUUACAGUUGAGCACUUUUUUAUCAUUCACCUCAAACUUGCUGUUUAUCUUUUUCUAUAAAUAUAUUAACAUUAUUUAUAGCUAUUUUCAUAUACAUUCAUACAAUGCUUUUUUGUCUAUAGAGUAAAUAAAUAUUGAUUUUAAAUACG
This is a messenger RNA of Physella acuta, 5336 nucleotides long. RefSeq names its product copine-3. Lineage: Eukaryota; Metazoa; Mollusca; Gastropoda; Physidae. The record is from RefSeq and is a predicted model, not a curated record. Gene Ontology annotation, cellular component: plasma membrane. Gene Ontology annotation, biological process: cellular response to calcium ion. Gene Ontology annotation, molecular function: calcium-dependent phospholipid binding.